GUAAGCGCCUGCGAGGUAAAACACUUACCCCUCUGAUGGGAAAUCUUCCCAGCGAGAGGAUUACACCCACUUUUCCGUUCUUUCGAUGCGGCGUUGACUAUGCCGGCCCAGUGUUCGUUUGACCAGAAAAGGUAGGGGAGCUAAAACUACAAAGGCAUACAUUUGCAUUUUUAUAUGCCUCGUUACGCGCGCUGUGCAUUUAGAGCUGGUGAGUGAUCUUACUACUAAAGCGUACUGUCUCACACUCAACCGCUUUGUCUCACGCAGGUCGAAACCCGCUGAAAUGUGGUCUGAUAAUGGCCGCACCAUGGUCGGACUUAAAAACGAAUUCGCGCAAUUUUUAGAACGCUGUAGUUCUGACAUUAUUGAAUACGCAAAUCAACAAAAAAUUAAAUUUAAAUUCAUAGUGCCGUAUGCCAGCCACUUUGGUGGACUGUGGGAACGUGGAGUACAGUCGUGCAAGUACCACCUUCGCCGCGUGGUCGGUAACGCGCAUCUCACAUACGAAGAGUUCAGCACAGUAUUAGCACAAGUUGAAGCUGUCCUGAAUUCUCGUCCCCUCUCCCCAAUGUCUUCCGAUCCUAACGACUUCCUUCCUCUUAGUCCUGCUCAUUUCCUGGUUGGCCGUACGCUCACCGCACCUGCCUACGACAACCUGGUGGAGACGCCCACGCAUAAACUCGAUCGGUACCAGAGGGUGGAGCAAAUUCGACAACACUUUUGGAGACGCUGGUCGAAAGAAUACAUAUCCGAGCUGCAAACACGGACGAAGUGGAGACUAAACACGCAAGACCUCAAACCCAACACUAUGGUCAUCAUCAAAGAGGACAACUUCCCGCCGUUGAAAUGGCAUCUCGGACGAGUCAUCAGAAACAUACCUGGGAAGGAUGGAAUCUCAAGAGUCGCGGAAAUACAAACUGCAUCCGGGCUUGUGAGGCGAGCUUACGCAAAGAUCUGCCCAUUAGUCGACCCUGAUGAGGACAGUCUUGGAAGCCAAGAGCUCCAAGGCCGGGGGCAUGUUGCGGCGUCGUAGAUCGGAACGCUGACCGCGGGCGUGGGCCAACCUGAUUGGUCCACGUAGCUGUGUCGUCGACUUUUUCAAAACGUCAAUUCAAAUGAACAUUCAAAAUUCGCUUUUCGUUUAAAUAAUAUCAUCGUUGUUUUCAAAAUCGCAUAUUGUAAUCGCUAAUUAGUUUAAUUAAAUCGAAAUAUCAAAAGUUCUCUUUUUUCUUCAAAUACCA
Maniola jurtina (meadow brown) is the source of this 1241-nucleotide messenger RNA. RefSeq lists its product as uncharacterized. Lineage: Eukaryota; Metazoa; Arthropoda; Insecta; Lepidoptera; Nymphalidae. Bases 284 to 1033 code for a protein of 249 amino acids. Gene Ontology annotation, molecular function: nucleic acid binding. Gene Ontology annotation, biological process: DNA integration. The record is from RefSeq and is a predicted model, not a curated record. The transcript has a single exon.